Xiphias gladius (swordfish) is the source of this 1431-nucleotide messenger RNA. It is a transcript of the gene hsd11b1la, whose product is annotated as hydroxysteroid (11-beta) dehydrogenase 1-like a. The record is from RefSeq and is a predicted model, not a curated record. The transcript is spliced from 6 exons. Gene Ontology annotation, cellular component: intracellular membrane-bounded organelle. NCBI's taxonomy places the organism in Eukaryota, Metazoa, Chordata, Actinopteri, Istiophoriformes, Xiphiidae. The coding region runs from base 441 to 1304 and encodes 287 amino acids. Gene Ontology annotation, molecular function: oxidoreductase activity.
GGGUUGUGUAAAUAAAGUUGCUCUUUCAAACGCCUGCACUAACAUUAUUUAAGAGCCGCAGAUUCGUUCUUCUCGUCGUUUUUGCAUUAAUGCCUACUCAAAUCGUACUUUCGUCGCCUUAGUUAAAAAGCGGUUAUUUUAAAGGAGCUGUUUUUUUUUUGUUUUGUUUUUUUAAUAAUAUCAAACAAACAAAAUUCUGCAGUUUUUAUCUUGGAAGCAGGCCAGUACUGAUCAUAUCAUCUGAUCAUCUGUAUAUAUUACACGCCCCCGUGAUACAGGUCAGGAGAAAGGGGAUGGGGAUGGGGGGGUGGUUACAUAAAUAGCACUAGAUUUUCAUAUAUUGCCUGUGCAAGGCAGCUCUGGAAGCUGAAAUUGUAGAAGUCUGGGCUUUCUGAACGUAACCUGACGCUUAAAAAUCAACUACCAGCAAGUUUAAAAAAAUGAGAACUUUAACAAAAAUCCUGUUAGCAAGUAUAUCUGUUGCUUUCUUAGCUGUCAAGUGGACUGCACCCAGUUUUGAUGCAGAAUCUCUCACAGGUGCCAGGGUAUUGGUGACUGGGGCCAGUACAGGCAUUGGUGAACAAAUGGCAUAUCAGUAUGCCCGCUUUGGAGCCCAAAUAGUUAUUACAGCAAGGAGGGAAAAUGUGUUACAGCAGGUGGCAGAGAAGUGCUUGAGUUUGGGAGCCCAGAAAGCACUUUACAUAGCAGCAGACAUGGGCAGCAAGUCAGACCCUGAAAAAGUGAUAAAUUUUGCUCUGGAAAAGCUCGGAGGGUUGGAUUACCUGGUUCUCAACCACAUUGGCCCGAGCCCUUUCAGCAUGUGGGAGGGAGAUGUAGAACACAUCAGGUGGCUGAUGAAGGUUAAUUUCUUCAGCUAUGUUCAGAUGGCUUGGAAAGCUUUGGACUCCCUUGAACAAAGUAAAGGAUCACUGGUGAUUGUUUCAUCACUUUUAGGUAAAAUGCCCAGUCCCUUUGUGGCGCCGUAUACCUCGACAAAAUUUGCCUUGAAUGGUUUCUUCGGGGCCCUUCGACAUGAGCUAUCUAUGAAGAAGAGUAAUGUCUCCAUCUCUGUAUGUACACUGGGGCUCAUUGAUACUGACUCCGCUAUGGACAAAGUCAGGGGAGUCACUAAUGUACCAGCAUACCCUGCUGCAGAUGCAGCCUUGAACAUCAUCAUUACAGGAGCUACGAGACAGCCAGAGCUCUUCUACCCUUGGUUCACCCACAUUGUGAAUCUAAGCAAAGACUGGUUCCCUUCUAUCACAAGCCAUAUCAUCCAGAACUCCUACAAGUACAGUCCAUGAAAAGUAUUUAUAUGUAGUAUUGUUACACCUGUUCUCGAUUCAAUACCUGGACAUACACUGAUGAGCUGCAACGCUAAGACCAGUUACCGACUUUAAUGUUGUGGCUGAAUGGUGUAUUUAUACAGUA